AUGGCUAAUAAUGAAAUACAUGAUGUAAAAUUUCAAGAUCCAUCUUUAAUAGAAAGAAAUAAUAAUUGUUCAAAUGUUAAUGAUGAAAAUUCUAAGAAGACAAUCAAUCAAACAUCUAUAACUCAAAGUAAUACAAAUAGUAUCAAUGAUCAAGUAAUCACAUCUCAAUAUGAUGGUACGAGUGAAUUAGCUGAAUCUGUUAAUGUAUCAUCUAAUUCUACAAUAAAUCAUCAUAAUAAUAAAUCAUCAACUAAAACUAAUCGUAAAUCUCGUAAACAUAGUGUACAAGAUCAUUCUUCAAAUGAAAAUAAUAGACAACGAUCAUUAUCAUCAUCAUCUUCUACUUCUUCUUCAUCAACAAACUCAUCAAAAUCAAGUGAUAAUCAAAUAUCGAAUAUUCCUUAUGAAACAUUACAUAAUGAUGAUGAUGAUGAUGAUGAUGAUAAUAAUAAUAUAUCUGAACAUACAAAUAAAACAACUAAUCAAAUAUCAUCAUAA
Messenger RNA from Rotaria sordida, 498 nucleotides. The record is from the annotation of a GenBank genome assembly. Lineage: Eukaryota; Metazoa; Rotifera; Eurotatoria; Philodinida; Philodinidae.